AUGGAUAAGGGAGCUGUCAAACCCGAUGAUAUGGACGCAGAUGUAUUUGUAGCUAGUAUACAGACGCUAGGACGCCAGGAUUCGAAUCGGCUGGCUGCCUACAAACCACACGAGUUUAAAUGUGUUAUCAUUGACGAAGCUCAUCACGGAACUGCUGAAGUGUAUAGAAGAGUUCUGGAUCAUUUUGGUGCCAGAGAUCCUAGCUCGAAUAUACUUCUUUGGGGCUGCUCGGCUACGUUACGUCGACAUGAUGGAGUGUCACUUGGCGAUGUAUUCCAACAGAUUGUAUACCACAAGGACGUUGGAGAAAUGAUUGAUGCAGGAUGGCUAUGCAACAUGAGAAUUCAAGUAGUUGCUACUGAGACUCAAUGGAAGAAGAAUUUAGCGGUCAGUGAUACAGACACGGAUUUUGAUCAGACUCUGCUGUCGCAAGAGAUUAAUAAUAUGUCGAGGAAUGAGAUUGUAGUGCAAACUUACAAACAAGUCGCAGUCCCAGAUGGUCGCAAGGCAACACUAGUCUUUGCUACAGAUGUAAUGCACACCAUGGCUCUAGUACAACGAUUUCGUGACCACGGAAUUGAUGCUCGAGCCGUGAGUUCAAGCACCAAAGCACACGAAAGGUCAACUAUAAUAUCCGCAUUUCGAGAAGGUGGAUUUCCUGUCUUGGUAAAUUGUGGAAUCUUGACGGAAGGUGCCGAUUUUCCCAUCAUUGAUUCGAUUCUCCUAGCACGACCCACGCGAUCAGCAGGUCUACUACUACAAAUGCUUGGUCGUGGUCUACGAACUCAUCCUGAUAAAACGGACUGUCUUGUACUUGAUUUUGUCGAUACUACAACUCACGGAACUCUAGGACAGCAGCAAACUGCCCCUACAUUGUUGGGAUUGCCAGUUGAUUUCGAUCUAGGAGAUGACGAUAUCGCUACUGCUUCUCGCCGGCUGCGUCCAAUCAUAUAUAGUGCUCCUCAGAUAUUGGAUACAGCAAAGACAAUAUCUGAAGCCGAAGACAUGUUUGAAAGCAUGCUGCAACGAAAUAAACAGGUCGAUGUGAAACUAGUCAACUACGACAAUCCAUUCACAUCCUCCGCAGACGAAGCCGAUAUGCAUGUCUUACGUAAAUACUCGAGAAACGCAUGGGUGAGAAUAGGACCACACAAGUUUGUCUUGGACUUGACAUCCAGAUAUGGCACUCUGAUAAUUGAUGGUCAAGAUAUAGCUGGCCCAAAGCAAAUAUAUAAUGUCACUCGUCGAUUCAGGCCGCCAAUCAAACCUAAAGGUGGUGGUAGCAGCUACAUCACAAAGACUAUAAAUGUAUGUUCCGCGGACUUGUUGGCUUCUGCUAUACGAGCUGCAGACACAUAUACUAUAAAGUAUCUACCUGGAUUUCAUCAUUUGAGGAAUGCCGGAUGGAGAUAUCUUCCCCCGUCAGAUAAACAGAUGGGAUAUUUGAGAAAGUUUGUGCCAUCCGUGUUGAGUCCGGAUGAUAUGAAGAGCAUGACAAGAGGACGUGCUUGUGAUCUCAUUGUCAAGUUGACUAGUGGUGCGAGAGGACAUUGGAAGGGUGUCAAGGGCAAGGCGGAUAAAAAGGCCAAGUUUAAAGCGCCAGGUGUCUUGUAG
This is a messenger RNA of Synchytrium microbalum, 1614 nucleotides long. RefSeq lists its product as uncharacterized. The transcript is spliced from 4 exons. Bases 1 to 1614 code for a protein of 537 amino acids. Gene Ontology annotation, molecular function: DNA binding; hydrolase activity; ATP binding. Lineage: Eukaryota; Fungi; Chytridiomycota; Chytridiomycetes; Synchytriales; Synchytriaceae. The record is from RefSeq and is a predicted model, not a curated record.